GUCAUGAACUGACAGAGAUAAGAGAACGAUCUCUGAAGACUAUUCUGUUUAAAUUAGAUCAUAACUUGAUUUCAUAUGCAGAUCUAGUCCAUGAAAAAGUGCUUUUCCUUAAUCUUUUGGAAUGGUUCAAUUUUCCAGUUGUACCAAUAAAAGAGGAAGUACUAAAUUUUGUGAACAGUCUGAUCAAGCAUCCACCUGCUGCUCAGAGAAUGGUUGAAAUUGGUGCAGUGGAAUUCUUCUCUCAGCUUCGCCCCAGUGUGGAUCCAAACUUGCAGGCCAUAAUUGAUGGGAUUCUGGAUGGACUGUUCUUCCUUCCUUCUGGACUUCCUUCUAGUUCUUUAUCUGUACAUUAUGAAACUCAGUCUCAGCCUCCAGAAGUAUUCACUGGAUAUUUUUGUCAAGGUAGAAGUCAUGUGCCGCAGUUAGAAAUACCUCCCAAAAGAACAGCUGGUAUGUGUAUGAAAUGCUUGAAGUUUUCCACAUUUCCUUGGCUAACUCUGACUUCAACAGAUAGACAUGUUCUUUCAUCAAAUGAAAGCUCUUUGAGAAGUAACAACCAAAGUUUAAUUUGGAGUACGUGUGAGCUUCUUCAGGAUGUGAUUAUGCAAGAUUUUCCUAACUUCCUUCAAAGGCCAAAGAUUGUACAGAGCCUUUUAUCUUUGCUAAACCUGGCUUUUGGGGGAGAUGGAAGACAUCGGUUAGCUUUGCAGGCCGUGUCAUGCCUGCAACAGUUGUGCAUCUUCCUGAGAAGCAGACUUAACUUUCACAGAGAUCCAAGCUUUUUUUCCACAGAGCAAGGCACAGCUUCCCAAAAUUCAUCUAUAUCUUACUGUCAAGAAGCAAGAGUUCCUCCUCGUUCUCAGAAUCUAUCACCUGGAAGUAGUAGCCCCCGGCCAUCUGUGAUUGGACGUACUGUUCAGCGUCCUAGAGGAGAUGGUCAAGAUUGGGAUGCAGCAUCUUCCAGUGGAAACAGUACUCAAGCAAAUGCAAACUCCAGAAUCUCUCUGCAUUCCCCACUUGAUGUAGCACAUAUUGACCUACCAGUUAUUGAAUAUGAGGACACUUUGGAAUUACAGAUGAAGCAGCUUAGCCUUCCUCAGUUCUGUGUUUCCAUCUUGGAAAAUGCAAUACCUCUUCUAAGAACAGGCAGUAAGAGAGUGACUAUGGAAGUUCUUGAAUUGCUUGUUGAAGACAUGUUCCUUAUUGGUGAUGCUAUUUCUGAAAAUGUUUGGGAAGAUGAUAGCCUUUUUGCUUUGGAGUUGAGAGACAAAUUACUUCUGGUCUUCGGUUUGCUUGGGGAAACUAUAUUAUAUCACAAAAGCAAUAUAAGUGCAGAGCAGCCCGAGGUGAUGUUGGUGCAUCACAGAAUGGCAUUUAUUAGCAUUUCACUCUUCACUGUUAGAUUACUGCAAAUACUUCUCCCUGUGGAAAAGGCGAGUAAAGUUUUACAGAAGAGUUUGCUGAAUGCUUUAUUUAUUCUCUCUCUGGAUGUGUCCUUUUCCUUGGAAUACCCCAGCAUUUACGAAUCCAUUGCAGCCUAUCUGGAGCAGAUGAGUACUGAGAACUACAGCAUUUAUAAACAAGCUUCAGAAGCUGCACAUUCAAUUGAAUGCACUUGUAGCUUUAUGAUUGAAGUUCAUAAGAAGGGUGACAAGAAUCUUUCUGAAUUAGUAGAAUUGGCAGAUCAGGCCUUGAGUAGUCUACCCUACCAUCAACAUUUUCCCUUGCUUCAGGAAUGCAUUCACAUAUGCUCAAAUAUUUGGAAGUCUGCUGAGGCUAACUCAUUGCUCCAGGCUGAGGGUCAGAAGAUGCUUCUCCAUCUGUUGUCUUAUCCUUCGCUGAAUAUAAAAGCUGAAGCCUAUCACUGCUGUUUGGAAGUGGUUAAGGACUGUUUAGGUAUUCCUAAUAUUACUAAGCCUGUGUCUUCAGUCUGCCACGGAAUACAUUUUCUUCUUCAUCCGAAAGUUUUAUAUGAAAUCUGUACGUUUGGCCUUCAGGAAGAUAAGAAUAAGGUGAACUCGACAGCCAAGGCCAUUCUGAUGCAUUUAUUACAGGGACAAUUAGUAAUGGCAGUACUGACUUGGAACAAGUUCAUUGAGGCCCUCCAUCCCGUCAUUCCUGUUUUACAGGGUUAUGCUGACAUAAAAGAUACGCUAGGUAACUGUAUCCUCAAUUUGAGUGACACAAUCUCCGAGAAAGGAGAGGGUAUUCUCCCUAGAACUACUAGACUACGAGCUGCUCUGCGUCUUCUCUUCUCAAAAAAGCAGUUGGUUCGUUCUGUAGCCCUUAAACAUUUGACGUUCCAUCUUUUGAAUGAAGAGGGGGCAAACCUGAAACGCCCGCAUCUGCAUGGUAGUGUGCUUUCCAGCAUUUCAAACUUAUUUGUUAUAGAUAGAGCUAUUGAGCUAAAAUUGGAUGAUAAAACAGAGUCAAUAUUUAAGGUAGAAACUGUUGAAAAGCUGUAUGAUAUCUUGACUUCUGAUGCUGUUGACCUCGUUUUACGAAAGUCUGCAGCUGAGCAGCUAGCAAUCAUUUUAGAAGAUACCAAAAUGCAUGGCAUUGUGAAAAAGUUGGGUAUGAUAGAAAAGAUUCUGGCUUACCUUAAUGACUGUAUACAUGUAGAUGGCAAGCUUAUGGAAUCCAUAGUGUUACCAUGUCUAACACUCUUACGCAAACUUGUGUAUGCUGAUCCAGCUGUUCGUCUGUCCUUAGCACAGCAAUCAUCUUUACUGCUUGCACUAUUCAGAGCUUCCCUGAUAUUCCAAAAUGAUCCUGCUGUUUUAACUGAAACUACAGUAUUGCUUUGUCUUCUGUUGUUUGAUGAAGUAGCAAGAACAGAAAUGUGGGUGGAUGGCAAAACUGAUGAUGAUACUGGCCUCCCUGUCUUCAGUUUACCUGUUGCUAUUGUUAGAAGGUAUCAUCUCCCAGUCAGGAUCACUGCUCAUCAUGUAGUUAGCCCUAAUACUGUUGUGGUGCCAUUGUCUUCUGAGUACUUGACUAUGAAACCUGUGUCAGAUAUGCUUAAGAUGUCUUGGAAUCUGUCUUGGUACCAUGGGAUUGAAAACCUAUUGCAACUGAUAAAUUACGAGAAAGAAGCGGAAAGAUUUUUAGACUCACUAAAACUAUCCUCAGAAGACAUUCUUAUACUCAAGAUAACUCACACCAGCUAUGGACUGCGGGAUUGUCUUAAUUCAAUCAUUCAGGCAGUAUCCCAUAGGGAUGUUAGGGCUGCUCUCAUGAGGCUUAGUUUUUAUGUUCUGAAUGACAGGCUUGCAUUAAAAUGCAAUCCUGGGUCUUGUGGAGCCAUUUUGAAGAGCUUUGUUUGGCAAAAAGCAAUAAACAGGUUUCUCCAGGUGCUUCCAGCUUCUGUGGAGGAUGAGAAGCUUUUAGUAGAUGUCUUAAGAUUUUUAAACAAGUUGCUUAGAGAGCAGAAAUCAAGUUUGGAGUCAGACCAUCUAAAGUGGAUCUUGAAAUCAUUGCUUAAAAAU
Messenger RNA from Nestor notabilis (Kea), 3488 nucleotides. RefSeq names its product rotatin-like. The transcript is spliced from 25 exons. The annotation marks the transcript as partial. Gene Ontology annotation, biological process: ciliary basal body organization; centriole replication; centriole-centriole cohesion. Gene Ontology annotation, cellular component: centriole; centrosome; ciliary basal body. The record is from RefSeq and is a predicted model, not a curated record. NCBI's taxonomy places the organism in Eukaryota, Metazoa, Chordata, Aves, Psittaciformes, Psittacidae.